AUGGUCCUACAGCCGCAUGAGAAACUCUACACAAAGAGUCAAGUCGUCGCCUCCAAUGGCGUUGUGCAGGUCGAGCCAAAUCGCGAGUUCCGCGUACUCGUUGCCAAUUUUGGCAUUGCGCCUUAUCGGCUCGUUAAGGGCCAAACGAUCGGCACUUUGCUGCCACAUCCGACCGCUGUUAUAGUGAGUAAAGUCAGCGUGGCUGCAAUGCUAGACCUCACCGAUGAGGAAGCGAACGAAGUCCAACAAGACUUCGACAAGGACGCCAACUGGGCGGUAGAAAACACCUCUAUGACGAGCAAUCCGGAUGACGUGGAUAUCUCACACGUCCCGGCCCGCCAUCGUGAUCAGAUCAAGGCUAUGCUACUCAAGUACAGCUCCAUGUGGAGUGGGGAGCUGGGCGAGAUCAAGGUCACGAAGCAUCACAUCGACACGAUGACUGGAACGCGACCGAUCGCGCAAAACCCCUACCGAGCAGGACCACACGCCCGGGAGGCGGAGAUGAAAGAAGUAGACUGUAUGCUCCGAGCCGGAGUACUCGAGCCGUCGAAAUCAGCAUGGGCCUCACCGGUUGCACUGUUGCCUAAGAAGGACGGGCAGUUGCGCUUUUGCGUUGACUACCGGCGGCUAAAUGCCGUGACGAUACGGGAUUCAUACCCGUUGCCUCGAAUGGACGAGCGACAAGAACGCGUUACACGCGAUCGGGUAGUACCUGCGCCAGUGCAGCCAAGUCACCCCGUAACGUCAUUCACGACGAAUAUCCACGACCAAAAUCGUGUUCACUGUCUCGAUAGAUCGGGUAUCCGGGGCGGUGAAGUAUCCACCUCUCCUAUAGAGCAGUCUCAGGUGGCCCCAACAGGGUUGGCGGACUUGCUGGACACAUCGCCUAUGAAUGGCGCAGCCAAAACCGGAAUUUGGAACAGAGCUCGGAUUGGACAGCCACGGCCUUCGAGGCGCUCUGAUGGGACGACCAAAAGCCGUCCCAAACACUCGAGGCAUGGGGCUUGUCGCUACGCCCGGUUGGCGAAUGAUACUCCGGUCGGACAGGAGAAAAACUCUACACCACCCGCUGACAGUCCCCGUGACGAGCCGACUCCCGCCUCCAACGAGGGAGAAGGAGACGCACGCCACCAAUUGGAGCCCGAAACAGGCGCCCAAAACGUCCCUGCAGUGACGGAGCAACACUCAAGGGACCCGCGAGGAGCCGCGUCUAACAAUACGACAAGAAAAGUGGACAGGAAUCAGUCGCUGUCUCCACACGCCAUCGAUGGCGAAGAAUACGUGGUCGACCACGUCGUCGCGCAUCGCUAUGAUGACGACGGUAAACUCGUCUUCCGAGUAAGAUUGUACGGCUACACGCCGGAGGACGACACUGAAGAACCAAUUAGUCACCUCCGACGGAACCAUGUAAUUUUAUAUUGCAAAAGAAAGGGAUUGAAUGUCCCAGACUCGAUCAUCCGAGCAAGACAAGGAUAG
Molecule: messenger RNA, 1476 nt
Organism: Chondrus crispus (carragheen)
Lineage: Eukaryota; Rhodophyta; Florideophyceae; Gigartinales; Gigartinaceae
Exons: 1
Coding region: 1-1476 (491 amino acids)
Source: RefSeq, a predicted model, not a curated record